Messenger RNA from Rhinopithecus roxellana (golden snub-nosed monkey), 799 nucleotides. Its product is annotated as complement C3-like. Lineage: Eukaryota; Metazoa; Chordata; Mammalia; Primates; Cercopithecidae. The record is from RefSeq and is a predicted model, not a curated record. The transcript has 5 exons. The coding region runs from base 31 to 390 and encodes 119 amino acids.
UCGGAAGGCCUGGGUCACGUCUCCCUCCAGAUGGAUACGCUGAUGGCUGUGUUCCAAGGCCCAGAAAAGGACUUCAUUGGAGGAUCAAUCUUUGUCAAUGUCACCGUGUUCUCCUCAGGGGGACAGAUGGUGCAAGCCGAGACCUCAGGGGUGAAGAUUGUCCAGAGCCCAUACAACAUCAAGUUCACCAGGACACCCCAGUAUUUCAAGCCAGGAAUGCCCUUCCACUUUCGGGUCUUCGUCUCAAAUCCUGAUGGAUCCCCAGCUGACAGAGUCCUUGUCCAGUCCCAAAACCACAAAAUUGUACCCUCACCUGAGGGGAUGGCCCAUCUGACCCAACAACCCACAGGUGGCAAAUCUGGACAAGCUCCCCAUCAAGGUGAAAACUGAGGAACCUCUUCAGCCAGAGGAGCAGGCUUCAGCCCAGAUGACAGCUUGGCCUUACUUGACUCAGGAUGGGUCAGGAAACUUCCUGCACAUCGAAGUAAAGACAUUGGGCACAGAGGUUGGCAGCAGCAUCCAGCUGAGCCUCAACACAAAGCAUCAGGACCCUAAAACUAAGGACCGGAUUACUCACUUCACCAUCCUGGUCCUGAGUAAGGGCCAGAUUGUGAAUGCCAAACGUCAGUCAAAAAGCCAGGGGAGUGUCUAUACGUCAGCCAUUAUUGAUGUAACUUCAGCGAUGCUGCCCUCCUUCCACAUUCUGGCAUUUUAUUUACUUCCCAGAGGAGUGAGCCAGGAUCCUGAGUUGGUGGCUGAUUCCAUAUGGAUUGAUGUGAAUGACAGAUGCAUAGGGACG